UUGAACUUUCACUUCGCCAACUUACCCUUGUUUCGCUUCGUAGCACUGCUAGCUACGAAGCGUGUUAAGCUUUCAUUUCCUUCAUAGAUUUUCAUCGGAGACAAAACAAUGUCAGGACUGAGCCUCCCCGACGAGCCUCCACCGGAGCAAUCCCGAGAAGAAGUGCAAUCUGAAAAUGAAGUUGAAUCAGAUCGAAGAAAUUCAUCGAGCGACGAGGACUUUUGUAUGGAAAUAGACUUGUCAGAUAUAAGCGAGGAUCUUCAGUGUCCUAUCUGCCUAGGUGUAAUUCGAAAAACCAAAAUUGUUAUGGAAUGCUUGCAUCGGUUUUGCGGAGAAUGCAUUGAGAAAUCCAUACGCCUUUGCAAGAACGAAUGCCCAGUUUGUCGUGAACAUUAUCCUGGCGGAUGCACACUAGGGGAUGAUCGCCACUAUGAUCAUCUCAUUUCUAUCAUCCAUCCUGAUAUUGCAGAGUACGAGGAGGCGUCUUUCCGACGUCAAAUAAAAGAAUUGGAGAGGAAACAGAAGGCCAGGGCAACCGCUGUAGGGUUUGCAAGGAGACGCAGAACAAUCAGAAAAGAUAUUAAUGAUAAGAAUGGAGGAAAAGACUGAGAACACAGAAGCUGAACCAAACAAAGAAUCUGCCAUAUGUGUUGCUUUCAACCUUUAAUUUUAUGUUUUUCGG
Vigna angularis (adzuki bean) is the source of this 682-nucleotide messenger RNA. RefSeq names its product putative E3 ubiquitin-protein ligase RING1a. Bases 109 to 609 code for a protein of 166 amino acids. The transcript has 6 exons. The record is from RefSeq and is a predicted model, not a curated record. Lineage: Eukaryota; Viridiplantae; Streptophyta; Magnoliopsida; Fabales; Fabaceae.